UUAUCCUCUGAGCACUCUUAGACUAAAUAUCUAUCUAAAUAUCUAAUUUAAAUUGUCUAUAUUCUCACCUUUAUAAAGGUGUUGAAUUUCAAAAGUUUUAUAUUUUUCUCUUAAUUCACAUGAUAGGUAAAGUAUUAUUUGGGAGUUACAUAAAGACAUAUUGUUAUGAAUAAUGGCAACAUCUAUUUACGGAACCAGAAUUCUUCCUCAGCGUUAUAAUCACUUUUUUCAUCCUAACCUUUGUCACAUUUGCAAAUACAAAAAUCAAGAGUAUUUGAAAUUAUGUUCGGGUUGUUCCAUGAUCUCUUACUGCAGCGAGCAGCACAGACUGCAGCAUCAACCGCAACACCAGGAAAUAUGUGAAGCUAUAAAAGAAAUGAGUAGGACGAAAUCUCUAUGGAUCACUCGUGGAAUGACGGACGACGAAUGGGUUAAUUAUAAGAAGGAGAAUCUGCAGGAUAUCAAGACGAUUCUAUUUCGCAAAUUGGAGCCGUAUGAGGAACAGAUGUUCUUGCUCGCAAAAUCGUGCGGUAUUUGUCACCAACAACGAGAUUUGAAAACCGUUUGUAUUAGAUGCUUACAUCUCAAUUUGUGCGAUGAUCACAAGUCCAUUCCCGUUGAACACAACUGUGUGCAAUUGAGAAGAUCUUUAUUUUUGGAUGUCUUCGAAUACUUAGAGAAAAAAGAUUUGAAAAUACCGCCAUACCAUCUACCUUCUGUAACUGUGUGUGAAAUGAUUAAAAAUGGUGGCACAGAAGCAAUUGUUAACUAUUACAAGAGAAGAAUACGACUAAAAGAUUGGAAAUUCAGUGAUUAUAUAUACUCCAAUGCCAUAUCGGGACCGUUGACAGUGACUUAUAUAAUAAAUCGUAUAAAACCCUUGGCUUUUUGGAAGCCAAAGGAAACUCAUGUCCUACACAUUAUAGCCGGAAGCUUGACGGAUAAGCAGAGUUUGUCAGCUUGGGAAAUGUUACUGCAUAUCUUAUUUCCAGCAAAAAAAAUAUUAAUUGUAAUGAUAGAACCAGGAUUAAAAAUUGAUGCAGAAGAUAUAGGAGAAUUCGACGUAUGUGCAAUAUGCCAUUCAAUGAAAAAAGCAUUAACUUUUCAAGUACACGAUAUGUCGUACAAGUCUUAUGUGCAAGAUAGUUCCUACAUUUCACCAGAUGUGAUUAUAGGAUUCAAUGUAGAUGUUAAGGAAUUAGGGGCAGACACUAUAAAAAUUUUACAGUGUCAGAAAUGUCCGUUACUUCUCACGUCUAUAUCAAAAUAUGAUAUAAAUCAAAAUAUAUUGGAAAUAAAUAAGAUACUAGAAAUGAAACUAGGAUAUUGUGUGAAUGUGAACAACAAAUUUCAAUCUCACAGACCAUAUAGAGACAUAAAGAAAGACACAUUUUUCCCUAAUAAGUGUAUAGUUUUCUAUAAUGCAGGAUUAAAUAAAAGAAGUUAUGUUUAGUUUUAUACGGUAAAUUACAUUUUUGCAAAUGCAUUAUUGCAAAUGGCAGUCGUUGCAUCAUAUUAAACAAGAGAAAUCAAUUAGACCUAGAUUUAUUUCGACCAUUGACAUAAAAUAUUUUGACAAAAUUAUUCUAUGUGUAAAAAGUCUAAAUAAUAGUAACAGAUAAAUAUAUUUAAAUAUAUGCUAGAAAUAAUAUUUACCUAUUUACCGCUUCUUCGCAUACAUUUGGCUUUAUAUUAACUUGUGCCGAAAUUAUAACAUUUAUAACGAAUUUAAGUACUAUUUUUUAAUAGUAAUGACAAUUAAUAUAACUUUUAAUAGUAAUGACAAUUAAUAUAAUGUUGUCUACAUUUUUUAUAUAGAAAAAAUAUGUAGAGACAAUUUAUUAUAGUUAUCCAAUCAACCUUUAUAUAUAAAUGAGUAUGUUGUGUAUAAUAAAUUUUCUUCCUUCCGUUAAAGUGUCAAGGUUGCGUGUCAAGUUUCAAAUUUUAUAUUAUAAAUAAAAUAGUCUUAAAUUUUAGUUACACGGACCUAAUUCUUUCCUAGAGAUAAUGUUACAAUUUGCAUUGCAGUUACAUAAAACUAUAAGUUAUGAUAUAUUUGUACAUGGUAUAUAUGUUGUAAAAUAUUAUAUCAAUUAUGUUAUAAUAUAUAUACACAUAUUAAUAAAUAAUUUUGUGCAUAUAUAUUGUCUUUACGUGUAAAGUUAUGAUAUAUUUGUACAUGGUACG
Molecule: messenger RNA, 2187 nt
Organism: Odontomachus brunneus
Lineage: Eukaryota; Metazoa; Arthropoda; Insecta; Hymenoptera; Formicidae
Exons: 1
Coding region: 173-1453 (426 amino acids)
Cellular component (GO): extrinsic component of mitochondrial inner membrane
Source: RefSeq, a predicted model, not a curated record